Nematostella vectensis (starlet sea anemone) is the source of this 2296-nucleotide messenger RNA. RefSeq names its product fatty acid hydroxylase domain-containing protein 2. Gene Ontology annotation, molecular function: C-4 methylsterol oxidase activity; iron ion binding. Gene Ontology annotation, biological process: sterol biosynthetic process. The coding region runs from base 262 to 1332 and encodes 356 amino acids. The transcript has 8 exons. The record is from RefSeq and is a predicted model, not a curated record. NCBI's taxonomy places the organism in Eukaryota, Metazoa, Cnidaria, Anthozoa, Actiniaria, Edwardsiidae.
GGAGGGGGGAGAGUAGUACCAUUCUUCAUUAAUUUAUGGGUAUUCUGUGGUGUGGACUUUGAUCACCUAUCACGUGAUGAUUGCGACGAUAACAAACAAAACUUUGCUGUGCUUUCCAUCCAUCGCACCAAAAACUGGCGAAGGCGGGACUCGAACAUCUUUACACCCUUUUCCUGCCGAAUUCCACUUCUUAGAUGUAUAUUAGAGAGUGUGGAAGGACGAAGGAAUAAGCCAGUGUCUUUGUAUUUGGCAUAUAGCAGAAUGACAGAGGAACCACAAUGUCAAGCCAUGUCUGAACCAGACUGGGCCAAGCCCAGAGACCCAAACUCUCCACGUAAAGAAAAAGCAAAGUCUGUAAUUGAGUCAUUGAAGAAGACUGCUUUUGUCCUCGGUACUGCACUAAUUUGCUUUGCUGCAGCAAGAAAUUCAAUUACAUGGCAUGUGGAGCGAUUCUGGGGUGCAUCGGGUGACUUCUGGCAGACCCGCUGGCGCUGGAUACUAGACCUCUUUGGCCAUAAUGAUGUUGCUGUUAUUGUUUUAGGCACAACCUUGGAGACUUUCUUUGUGUUUUGGUUUGUGAAUGCCUUCUUCCUGUUUAUUGACAUCACUGGACGGCCAAAGUGGGCAUUGAAGUACAAGAUCCAAGAUGGCCAGAACAUGCCGGUGGACAAAAAGAAGCUUAUCAGAGCCAUCAAGGUGGUCCUGUUCAACCAGCUUGUGGUCGGAGUGGGUUUGACUGCCGCCCUGAUACCAGUGUACCGGUGGCGUGGGUGUUCUAUUGAUGAGAAUCUACCUUCUUUCCACUGGGUGUUGUUUGAGAUUGCAUGUUUUACCCUGGUUGAAGAGUUUGGCUUUUACUACUCACACAGGCUGGCCCAUCACCCCAAAAUCUACAAGUACAUUCACAAGCAACACCAUGAGUGGACCGCGCCCAUUGGCAUAGUGUCCAUCUAUGCCCACCCCCUUGAGCACCUUGUGUCUAACUUGUGUCCCAUUGUGCUUGGCCCUCUGCUGAUGGGGUCCCAUAUUGCCACCGCCUGGUUAUGGUUUUCUAUCGCCCUGACAACCACAAACAUUUCUCACAGCGGAUAUCACUUCCCGUUCCUUCCCUCACCUGAGGCCCAUGACUUCCAUCAUUUGAAGUUCAACCAAAACUAUGGCGUUCUUGGCGUGCUAGAUCGCCUGCAUGGUACGGAUAUCCAGUUCCGUAACUCCGUGGCGUACGACCGCCACAUCAUGAUGAUUGGGCUGACCCCCCUGACGGAGGCUUUUCCAGACAGACCUAAAAAGGGCUGUAGCCCCAAGAAGGGAUGUAGCGAUAAGAUCGAGUGAAAUGUAAUAGCAUUUAUUGUUGGUUAUGAGUCGCAGCUAUCAGAAAUAAAAAGGUAAAACAAAGGAUAAAUAUGUGAUAGAUAGCAGUAAAGUAUUUAUUAUUGAUUUUCUAUAAUAUUUUAAGCUUUUUAAAACAUCAAUUAUGCAAUAGACUGUGCCUAUUGAUUCGUGUGAAUUGAACCUGCUAAUAUUUAAUAAAUUAAUCUAAAAAAAAAUAAAAUCGUAGCCGAAAUGUAUUGCAUAGAAAGCUUACCCCCCCCCCCCCCUAAAAAUGAUAUUAACCCGCCCCUUAUGCGGGGUUUUCAUUAGCGAUGAAAAAAAGACGGUGAAGGAAAAGGAGAGUAAGACCUUACGUUCUUGUAAAAAUCUAAAAAUUUCACUUCUUCACAUGUGUAAGCAUUUCAUAUUUCUGUCGCAGGGCGCCACCGCCCUGUCCUACCCCCUUUCCUCCCGUCGUUAACAGAACAAAGCGCAAGCUGUUUCCCCGUCCCGCACCACCCCGACAAAGACAGAAUUAUUUAUUCUACACCUUUAUUCUGACGACUGCUAUUUGGACAGUGAGGUCCCUUUGGUAUAUUUAUAUACAAGAGAUAAAUUGCUUAGGUUAGGAUUAUUAUUUGCAUUCGAAGUGUAAACAGAUAGAACCUGCUAUUUCUGCAUUUUCUACACUCUACAAGUGAUACAAGGGAAAAAACUCUUCAAGAUUUAGCCUAAGUUCAAACGUCGUAUCAUCCAUGAGCCAUAUUCAAUGCAAACUAAUCGAGUCCAUUGUUUCAUCUUCAAUUGCAUGCAUUUGAAUUGAAUACGGCUCAUAGAUAAUACGACGUUUGAACUCAGCCGAAGAGACUUGUUAAGACAUAGUAGACCUUAACACUCAAUUGUACACACACAUUGAUUCACUAAAUUCAUAUGAUAGAAAAAUAAAAUUGCUUUUUGAAUGUCUGAAAUAAACUCUUUAAAGGAA